CAAUGGUGAGAAGUUAGGUAAAACUGUAAAACAGUGAAGCUGCGGAAAUGGCUUCUCUUUAUUCCAGGACGAAGCUUCUCCUUCUCCGGCCAUGGAGAGCUUUCAUAGCUCCGCUUUCAUGGUAUCCUUCACUGCGGCAUCCGUUCCUCCCGUCGUCUUCUUCUCCGGUACAUGAUUCUCUUCCCGAAUAUUCGGAUCGCGGCGCUAAAUCGUUUCUGCUAAUCACUUGUAAAAGCUUCUCCUCCAACACUCCUCUCGAUGAAGCCCCUGCACUUAUCGAUUAUCGUUCAAUGCUGCAGGAAGAUGAGUAUCACAAGUUGGCUAACACUACUAUCCAUGACAUUCUUGAUAAGUUGGAGGAAUUUGGGGAUUUGGUAGAUAUUGAUGGUUAUGAUGUGGACUAUGGAAAUGAGGUUUUGACACUAAAGCUUGGGAGUUUUGGGACCUAUGUAAUAAACAAACAAACACCUAAUAGACAGAUUUGGAUGUCAUCACCAAUAAGUGGUCCAUCAAGGUUCGAUUGGGAUCAGAAUUUGAAGGCUUGGGUUUAUAGACGAACCAAAGCAAACUUGAUCCAAGUCUUAGAGAAUACAAUUCCCCCCUCCCCCUCACUCUUCUCAGUCUUCUGCCGAUACAAUUCUUCCUCCCUUCCUCAAACCCAAUAAACACACAGCAAACUCACCGGAAGCGAAUACAAAGCAAACUCACCAGAAGCAAACACAAGGCAAAGCACUCCAACGAUUAUUGAACCUGUUACCCAUUGUUGGCACUGGGAGCAAAAGCCGAACGGGAAGCAACACACCAUGGGGGAUUCAAGACGAAGAAUUGGAUACAAAUGCAUGCCAAAA
Messenger RNA from Ipomoea triloba (trilobed morning glory), 848 nucleotides. RefSeq names its product frataxin, mitochondrial-like. Lineage: Eukaryota; Viridiplantae; Streptophyta; Magnoliopsida; Solanales; Convolvulaceae. Gene Ontology annotation, biological process: iron incorporation into metallo-sulfur cluster; intracellular iron ion homeostasis. Gene Ontology annotation, molecular function: ferrous iron binding; ferric iron binding; 2 iron, 2 sulfur cluster binding. Gene Ontology annotation, cellular component: mitochondrion. The transcript has 6 exons. The record is from RefSeq and is a predicted model, not a curated record. The coding region runs from base 48 to 665 and encodes 205 amino acids.